Messenger RNA from Chrysoperla carnea, 2336 nucleotides. It is a transcript of the gene pAbp, whose product is annotated as polyadenylate-binding protein 1. The record is from RefSeq and is a predicted model, not a curated record. NCBI's taxonomy places the organism in Eukaryota, Metazoa, Arthropoda, Insecta, Neuroptera, Chrysopidae. Gene Ontology annotation, molecular function: poly(U) RNA binding; mRNA 3'-UTR binding; poly(A) binding. Bases 180 to 2075 code for a protein of 631 amino acids. The transcript has 2 exons. Gene Ontology annotation, cellular component: nucleus; cytosol; ribonucleoprotein complex.
CUCUUUGUGUGAUGUGUCUCCUUUAAUAAGGUCACACAACCCACUUUAAUAUCGUGGUUUAAUUCUCAUUAAAAAAAAAAAAAUUAACAAAAAAAAUAUAAAAAAAAUUAUAAAACUACAAAAAAAUCGAAAAAAUAAAUAGUUAAAAUCAUAAAAUAUUUAAAUAAAAAGUGCUCAAAAUGAAUCCAGGACCACCGAACUAUCCAAUGGCAUCACUAUAUGUUGGCGACUUACAUUCAGACAUCACCGAGGCCAUGCUGUUUGAAAAAUUCUCACCAGCUGGUCCCGUUUUAUCGAUACGUGUGUGUCGUGACAUGAUCACACGACGAUCGUUGGGCUACGCAUACGUUAACUUCCAACAACCAGCCGAUGCAGAACGUGCAUUGGACACGAUGAACUUUGAUCCAAUGAAAGGACGUCCCAUACGUAUCAUGUGGUCACAACGGGAUCCAUCGUUAAGAAAAUCUGGUGUUGGUAACGUAUUUAUUAAAAAUCUCGAUAAAGGUAUCGAUAAUAAGGCCAUGUACGAUACAUUCUCCGCGUUCGGAAAUAUACUUAGUUGUAAAGUUGCCCAAGAUGAGACUGGUCAAUCGAAAGGUUACGGUUUUGUACAUUUUGAAACGGAAGAAGCCGCAAAUAAAUCAAUUGAAAAAGUCAAUGGUAUGUUGUUAAAUGGGAAAAAAGUUUACGUUGGACGUUUUAUCUCACGAAAAGAACGUGAAAAGGAAUUAGGUGAAAAAGCAAAAUUAUUUACGAACGUGUAUGUGAAAAACUUUGGGGACGAGUUAACCGAAGAAAUGUUGAAGGAAAUGUUUGAAAAAUAUGGUACCAUCACCAGUUAUAAAAUUAUGAUCAGUGACAAAGAUGGAAAAUCACGUGGUUUUGGAUUCGUUGCGUUCGAAGAUGCUGAUGCAGCUGAACAAGCUGUUAUGGAACUUAAUGGAAAAGAAUUAACUGAAGGUAAACCGUUAUACGUUGGACGUGCCCAAAAGAAAGCUGAACGUCAAUUAGAACUUAAACGGCGUUUCGAACAAUUGAAAAUCGAACGAUUAAACCGUUAUCAAGGUGUUAAUUUAUAUGUGAAAAACUUGGAUGAUACAAUUGACGAUGAACGAUUACGUAAAGAGUUCAUGUUAUUCGGUACAAUAACAUCUGCCAAGGUGAUGUUGGAAGAAGGUCGCAGCAAAGGUUUUGGUUUUGUAUGUUUUUCAUCUCCAGAAGAAGCUACAAAAGCCGUUACCGAAAUGAAUGGACGUAUCGUUGGCACGAAACCAUUAUACGUAGCGUUAGCACAACGUAAAGAAGAUCGUAAAGCUCAUUUAGCUUCACAAUAUGUACAACGUAUGGCGAACAUUCGUAUGCAACAAAUGGGACAAAUGUUCCAACCAGGCGGAGCAGGAGGUUACUUCGUUCCAACAUUACCACAACCACAACGGUUCUAUGGACCAGCUCAAAUGACACAGAUUCGAGCCACACCACGAUGGACGCCACAGCCACAAGUUCGAGCCGGAGGUGCUCAAGCUGGAACCGCUGGAUAUCCAACAAUGGCUGGAUCAUUUAGACCAGCUGGACCAAGGAGUGCUGGCGCUCAAACAACCGCAAUGCGUGGUGCAAUUGCGGCUAGACCUAUUACUGGUCAACAAGGUGUUGGAAAUAUUCCUGGAAGACCUGUUGUUCAAGGUCCAGUGGUUUCAUCGAAUGCAGGACGUGCUGCCAACUACAAAUAUACUGCAAACAUGCGUAAUCCACCACAACAAAUUGGUAUGACUCCUGCACCUGCUGUACAACAAGCUGUCCACAUCCAAGGACAAGAACCGUUAACUGCUUCCAUGUUAGCUGCGGCUCCUCCACAAGAACAAAAACAAAUGUUAGGAGAACGUUUGUUCCCAUUGAUUCAACGUAUGUAUCCGGAAUUAGCUGGAAAAAUUACUGGAAUGUUGUUAGAAAUCGAUAAUUCCGAAUUAUUGCAUAUGUUGGAGCACAACGAAUCCCUUAAAGCGAAAGUCGAGGAAGCUGUUGCUGUACUUCAAGCUCAUCAAGCUAAACAAGCCGCUACUCAAGUCAAAAAAGAGUAAAGUUCCAAAAAAACAACUUCGUCAGCACUCUAGGCAAGCAAAUUAGUUAAGAAAAACACAAAAAAAAAUCAGCAAAUUAUUUUGAUUUCGAUAACCACAAAAAAAAAAAAAGCAUUUUUUUGAUUUUAAUUAAAAAUUUUUCUUGAAUUUUGGAUAGAUUUUCAAAAAUUAUUUUUCAAAUUUUCUUUUAUUUUUUUCUUAAAUUCACAGAGUUCAAUUUCUUCCCCGAUUUUCUAUCCAAAAAAGAAAUUUUCGGUUUAA